Messenger RNA from Camelus dromedarius (Arabian camel), 1338 nucleotides. RefSeq names its product membrane associated ring-CH-type finger 4 (gene MARCHF4). Gene Ontology annotation, biological process: protein ubiquitination. Lineage: Eukaryota; Metazoa; Chordata; Mammalia; Artiodactyla; Camelidae. Gene Ontology annotation, molecular function: ubiquitin-protein transferase activity; zinc ion binding. The transcript is spliced from 4 exons. The record is from RefSeq and is a predicted model, not a curated record. The coding region runs from base 8 to 1246 and encodes 412 amino acids. Gene Ontology annotation, cellular component: Golgi stack; trans-Golgi network.
UGGGCACAUGCUGAUGCCCCUGAGUGGGCUGCUCUGGUGGUGGUGGUGCUGCUGCUUCUGUGCCUGGUACUGCUGUGGAUUGUGCACCCCAGCUCCCCAGAUGUUGCGCCACCAGGGUCUCCUCAAGUGCCGCUGCCGCAUGCUCUUCAAUGACCUGAAGGUUUUCCUCCUGCGGCGCCCCCCUCCAGCGCCCCUGCCCAUGCACAGCGAACCCCAGCUCCCUGGUUUGGCAGCCAACAACAACACCCUUCCGGCUCUGGGUGCCGGGGGGUGGGCAGGCUGGAGGGGCCCUCGAGAAGGGGUGGGCAGGGAGACUCCUCCUCUGCCACCUCCACCACCUUUGCCACCUUAUCUGGAAGAUGACUGGGGUGGCCCAGCCACAGAGCCACCUGCCUCGCUGCUCAGCAGUGCCUCCUCAGAUGACUUCUGUAAGGGGAAGGCUGAGGAUCGCUACUCACUGGGCAGCAGCCUGGACAGUGGCAUGAGGACCCCUCUCUGUCGUAUCUGUUUCCAGGGGCCAGAACAGGGGGAGCUGCUGAGCCCGUGCCGCUGCGAUGGCUCCGUCAAGUGCACGCACCAGCCUUGCCUCAUCAAGUGGAUCAGCGAGCGGGGCUGCUGGAGCUGCGAGCUGUGCUACUACAAGUACCACGUCAUCGCCAUAAGCACAAAGAAUCCUCUGCAGUGGCAGGCCAUCUCUCUGACAGUCAUUGAGAAGGUUCAGAUCGCAGCUGCCAUCCUGGGCUCCCUGUUCCUCAUCGCCAGUAUCUCUUGGCUCAUCUGGUCAACCUUCAGUCCCUCAGCAAAAUGGCAGCGCCACGACCUCCUCUUCCAGAUCUGUUAUGGGAUGUAUGGAUUCAUGGACGUGGUGUGCAUAGGUCUCAUCAUCCACGAGGGACCCUCCGUGUACCGCAUCUUUAAACGGUGGCAGGCUGUCAACCAGCAGUGGAAAGUGCUGAACUAUGACAAGGCGAAAGACCUGGAGGAUCAAAAGGCAGGAGGCAGGACAAACCCCAGGACCUCCUCAUCCACCCAGGCCAAUGCCCCCUCCUCAGAAGAGGAGGCUGCGGGCACCCCUGCCCCUGAGGAGGGCCCUGCCCGCGAGGCCAGCCACCACCCCUCAGGCCCUCUGUCCGAUCACCACUGUGCUUACACCAUCCUGCACAUCUUGAGUCACUUAAGGCCUCAUGAACAGCGGAGCCCCCAGGGCGGCAGCCGGGAGCUGGUCAUGAGGGUCACGACGGUGUGAGGGGAGGGACCUGGAGGGAGGCGUGACCACGCACGCGCGCUCGCUCACGCACAGGAGAGAGGAGAGGAUGGGCUGGGAAGGGCGGACCCGAC